Eruca vesicaria subsp. sativa (arugula) is the source of this 915-nucleotide messenger RNA. The record is from the annotation of a GenBank genome assembly. Lineage: Eukaryota; Viridiplantae; Streptophyta; Magnoliopsida; Brassicales; Brassicaceae.
CUUCAUCUUCCUUCUCCUUCCAAACUCUCUUUCUCUCUCUAUAUCUUGUCUUUUCUCUCUCCAUGUCCGAACGCAUCCUGUCUCAAAAACCAUUGAAACAAACCUCGAUCUUUCUCCACUAGCAACUGAUCUAUACAUCCACACACAUUCAAAACAAUUCUCUGUACAGCUAUGGCCGCCGUCUCCUCUAACCCUCGCACCGUCGAAGAGAUCUUCAAAGAUUACACAUCUCGCCGCGCCGCUCUUCUUCGUGCUCUAACUAAAGAUUUGAUUUUUUUUUUUGUGUGUUGUGUAGAGAAGGAGAAUUUGUGUUUGUAUGGGCAUCCUAAUGAGUCGUGGGAAGUGAAUCUACCGGCGGAGGAAGUACCUCCGGAGCUACCUGAGCCAGCGCUUGGUAUCAAUUUCGCGAGAGAUGGGAUGCAGAGGAAAGAUUGGCUCUCUCUUGUUGCUGUUCAUAGUGAUUGUUGGUUGCUCUCUGUUUCUUUCUACUUUGGUGCUCGUCUUAAUCGCAACGAGAGGAAGCGGCUAUUCAGUCUGAUCAACGAUCUCCCAACUCUCUUUGAUGUAGUGACUGGUAGGAAACCAAUCAAAGACAAUAAGCCAAGCUCAGAUUCAGGAAGCAAAUCAAGAAACGGUGGCACUAAGAGAUCAAUAGAAGGGCAGCCAAAGAGCACAACACCAAAACUGAUGGAAGAGAGGUACGAAGAGGAAGAGGAUGAAGAAGAAGAAGAUGAGCAUGGAGACACUCUCUGUGGAAGCUGUGGAGGCAAUUACACACAAGAUGAGUUCUGGAUUGGUUGUGAUGUUUGUGAACGUUGGUACCAUGGAAAAUGCGUGAAGAUCACUCCCGCCAAAGCAGACAGCAUUAAGCAGUAUAAAUGCCCUCCUUGCUGUGCAAAGAAAGGAAGACAGUGA